CUAGGUAUCUACUAACCAACCUACCUAAGCUUGGUUGCAUACUCCUUCGACACAUAGCAUAGCAAAUGAUCACCGCCGUCAAUUUCGGGAACGGGCAGAGUCCUUCCCGAAAGGACCGUUCCGCUGUGGGUAUGUGGGUCAGUUUUUCCAGCCAAUGGAUUUAUCCACUCUCGGGGAGCUUAAAACGUCCGAUCUCGUAGCGGACAUUGAACUAAGAGAAUUAGCUAUCCUGAAGUUACCUACCCAAGUGACUAGGCAUUUACUAAGUGUUCCAAGGCGCUUUGCCUCGGAAGUUUGGUAUUGCAUGAAAAGACUAAAAAGCACCCCCAGAUAUCCGCGUCUCUUCAGGAGCGGUAGCGACGGUAGUAUCCCAAGCUAUGAUGUCUUCUAACAAGCGGAUUUCAGUCUCCAUCCAGCCCCUCAAUUACGCCGACAUCCCCGCCUGCGCCCGUAUCACCUCGUCGGCCUUCUCUGUAGACCCGCACACCAUCGUCAAGAAUCUAGGACGCGAGCCCUAUGACAUGUACGACAUAUCCAGCACCAACUUUCUCGAGACCCUCCACAAGAAAACGUACGUCUACGUCAAAGCUGUGGACGAUGAGACCGGCGAGAUCGUCGGGCACGCCGGGUGGGCGUUUAGAGGUGUGGAUCAGGCGCUAAUUCCGUGGAGCGGGCCCGCGGACGCGAAGCCGGUGGGAGAAGGGCGAAAACAAGGCCAGGACCAAGUUAAGAAUGGCGAAGCGAAGGAUGUGGAUAAGAAGGAGGGUGAAGAGGGCAAGGAGGGGGAUUCUAUCGAUCGCCUCCACGCCCUCGAAGACGCAGACAUGCAGUACUGGAUAUCUAAUGUAGUCCCUUCUGAUACGCCUUGCAUGUUCGUCGUCGAUCUCAUCGUGUCCCCCUCGUUUCAAUCCCGAGGUGUGGGUGGGGCCCUACUGCGACAUGGUAAUGCCGUUGCCGACACCUUGGGCCUUUCGAUAUGGGUACACUCGUCGCAUCAAGCGUACGAGGCCUAUAAGAAAUUCGGUUUCGAAACCGUAAGGGAGUUGAAUAUAGACUUGGACGAAUAUGCGCCGAGAAGACCACAUGCGGGAGAGGAGGUUAUGGGGGAAAAGGGGUGUGGCAAGUGGGGCAGAUAUAUCAUAAGAUAUAUGGAGAGGAAACCGGGCAAUUCUAGUAGUUGAGUUAGCUAACCCAAGCCUCAAUCUAAUUCGGACGACUAGGUAUAUUCAAUAGGGUUGUCACUAGUCAUGUCAUAGUAUGAACUUUCUUCAACCUCAACCAAUAGAAGAGCG
This is a messenger RNA of Annulohypoxylon truncatum, 1292 nucleotides long. Its product is annotated as acyl-CoA N-acyltransferase. The record is from RefSeq and is a predicted model, not a curated record. Gene Ontology annotation, molecular function: acyltransferase activity, transferring groups other than amino-acyl groups. The transcript has a single exon. NCBI's taxonomy places the organism in Eukaryota, Fungi, Ascomycota, Sordariomycetes, Xylariales, Hypoxylaceae. The coding region runs from base 378 to 1181 and encodes 267 amino acids.